UGUUUUGUUUGUUCUUAAACACUGGAUAUGCUGGGUCAAUGAACUGUUACUCCAGGAAGCAGAGCUGAGAGGACAAGCUGAGAAGACAUCAUUGUGAUGGCAAGCAGGAAUGCAACACUUUCCCAAAAGUCUUUCGUCUAGAGAAGCAUGCACAUACUCUACUGCAAGAAAGUAACAUUUGGGGUUCUUAAGCCACUGACUGUAACGUGGUCCAGUUUUCUCAGUGCCUGCUGAAAAAGACUUCUCUUGUUCUAUACCUUUAAAGUGGACUACAAGACUAUCCUCCUCAGCAGGAUUGAAGAUCUUCCUGGACACUUUACCAGCCCCUACACACACGACAAGAUGAUUGACCUAAGCUUCCUAACAGAGGAGGAACAAGAGGCAAUAAUGAAGGUGCUGCAACGGGAUGCAGAGCUUAAAAGAGCUGAAGAAGAGAGAGUCAGGCAUUUACCAGAAAAAGUCAAAGAUGAUGUUCAGCUAAAGAAUAUGAGCGGGCAGUGGUUUUAUGAAGCAAAGUCAAAGAGGCACAGAGAUAAGAUACAUGGAGCAGAUAUUAUUAGAGCGUCCAUGCGCCGGAAGCCUGCCACUCUUGCUGAAGUAAGUCAGAACAAAUCAAACAAAGCAAAGAACAGCUGGGUGAGCAAUGUUAAUAAAGAAGUUUUCGUGCCGCCAGAACUACAUGGCAUUGUGGAACAUCCAGAAGAAGAACUGAAAUCUGGUUCAAGUUCUAAAACAAUAACCUCUAUGUUAGACAAACCAGAGGAAAGACCUAUGAAGGCAGCAGUCUCACCAGUAAAGCAAAGGAGAAAUCCAUUUAAUUCCACUGCAUCAGGUGAUAACUUGAACAGUGGGGAAUCAGAAAACAGACCAGCCACUCUACGUCAGCUAUCAAAGGAGGAAAUUUUGUCACUCUCUGAAGAGAGCCAACCUCAACCAAACUUAGAAAAUGAUGAAUCAGAGAAACAUAAGAUGCCUUCUGUAGAACCAACCGAUGAAUCACAGAAGGGACUAGUUAAGCGUCCAGUCCCCAAAGCUAGAAAAUUAAUUCACAAAGCAACAGAUCCUGUGUCACAAAGAGAAGACUUUGUUCCAAAACCAGCCAAACAGACUGAGAGGAUUAAUGGCAUUGGUAACCCACCCAGGGGCAUUCUGAAGCGCAGUUCAAGUUCAAGUUCCACUGACUCAGAAGUUCGUGUUAGUCAGAUGUUAGAUGUUCAGAAAAAGAAUGGUCUUCCUACUGCAACUAUUUUUGAAGGAGAAGCUGAGAAGAACUCUUUUACUGAAGAAGCGGAAGACUCCACACAAAUUUCACUGGAAAAACUAAAACAAGUGAGGUUCUCAUCUAGCACAGGUAAAGGAGAACCUCUGCAAAGCCCACAGCUACACCAUCAUAGGGAAACAGAACAGUUUGAUUUGUUAGAAUCUGAUGAAACAGAGAGUAGUGGAAAUGAUGCUAUUAGAUCAGAUUCAUCUGGGAAUAAGCAAAUUUCUGCUGUAAAGCCUUUGGGAACCUGUUCAUCAGCUUCACAAAUAAAAACAAUAGAUGGCUUACAAGAAGAUACAUUGGCAUCUGGCCCUUGUGACACUAAUAGGUCAGUCUUCCUGGUUAAUGAAACCUUGCAGACAAAAACAGUUACUCCUAAGAAACUUGAAACUCCACAGAAGGCUUCCAGCAAUAUCCUGCCAAAUAGCAAUAAUGAACUGAGUCUUGAUGAGACACGUGAAAAUAAAUCCAACCAGGUCCUGAGCCAUGAAUCAAAGUCACACAAAAAUUUUACUGAUGAACAUCAGCUUUCUGCUAAGACAGAAGCACAUGAGGUGUUGAAUACCAAUUCUACAAGUCUUCAACAAGGUUCAGAAGAAGAAUUAAACCCUGUUUUGAUGGCUUUGAAAAGGAGUGCAGAUAGGAAAAUGGCUUCCAAAAGUCUAGAGGACAUUUCAUCAGCCACCUCAAAUAAAGGAAAAAUAAAUAAUCCAAAGGAAGAAUUAGCUCUUAGUGCUGAAGAUGGUCUGAAACCUGAUCAGCAUCAAGAGAGGAAUGAAAAUACAGCAGGAAUUUCCACAGUGCCUUCACAGCCUGAUAAGCCGUUUUCCAAUCCUGAAAAACUCAAAGGACUGAGCAAGUCAGUACCAUCAUUCCUACAAGAAGAGAGUGAUAACAGAGAGACAGAUACAGCAUCAGAAAGCAGUUAUUCCCUUGGCAGAAUCAAGAAGAGUCCCAGCUCUCUAACCACGCUUAGCGGCUCUUCUGGCAUGGCCUCCUUAUCCUCUGUGAGUGGAAGUCUAAUGAGCAUUUAUAGUGCAGACUUCGGCGAUGUUGAUGUGAAGGGGAACAUUCAGUUUGCUAUUGAUUAUGUAGAACAGCUGAAUGAGCUCCACAUUUUUAUCUGCCAGUGUAAAGACUUGGCAAUGGCAGAUGUUAAGCGACAGCGUUCAGACCCGUAUGUAAAGACCUACCUGCUUCCAGAGAAAUACAAGCUGGGCAAACGGAAGACCUCUGUCAAAAAGAAAACUUUUAAUCCAGUCUAUAAUGAAAUACUGCGGUAUAAAAUUGAGAAGGGUCUCCUAAAGAACCAAACCCUUAAUAUCUCUGUCUGGCACAAUGAUACCUUUGGGAGGAAUAGCUUCCUUGGUGAAGUGGAGCUGGAUUUAGGAACUUGGGACUGGAAUGAUAAAUCCAACAAGCAGAUGAAUUGGUUUCCACUCAAGCCAAGGACUUCAACAAUGGCUUUUAAACCAGAAAACAGAGGGGAGAUGAAACUAGCCCUCCAGUAUGUCCCACACCCUGUUGGAGGAAAGAAGACUCUCUCUACUGGUGAGGUCCACAUCUGGGUGAAGGAAUGCCAUGACCUUCCUCCUCUAAGAGGCAACAGGCUCAACUCUUUUAUUAAGUGUACCAUUCUUCCAGAUACUAGCAGAAAAAGUCGCCAGAAAACAAGAACGGUGGCAAAAACUACAAACCCAGUAUUCAACCACACCAUGGUCUAUGAUGGCUUUAGACCAGAAGAUUUGAAAGAAGCCUGCAUAGAACUUACAGUCUGGGAUCACAACAAACUAGCCAACCACUUUCUGGGAGGUCUUAGGAUAGGCCUUGGAACAGGCAAAAGCUAUGGAACUACAGUAGACUGGAUGGAUUCUACUUCAGAUGAAACUGCCCUUUGGGAGAGGAUGAUGAACUCACCGAACACAUGGAUAGAAGACACACUACCUCUCAGGAUGCUAAUGGUUGCAAAAUUGACAAAAUAAGGUGGCUUUUUAAUUGCUAGUGUCAAAAGGAAACCUUGGUAAUUAAAUUAAAGGUGUGGGAGUGAAACUUGGAAGAGGAACACAGUAGCUCUUUUGACAGUCACUGCUCUGUUGCUGUUCUGGUUUUGUGCUGUCAAAUGUCACCUUGUAUUUCAGUUAAACUUCUGCCUGCAGAUUACUAUGUAAAUUUAAGGGAUUCUUUUAUUUCUUAGUCACUGAAAAUUACUUCAACAAAGAAGGCACUUGCAGAAUUCAGUGGCAGAGGUAGCUGUGAUACCUGGAUGCUUGUGUUGCCUAACUGAAGCAUUGCUGAUCCCUUAAAUAAUGUAAAUUACCAGCAAAAAAUUAAGAGUGAGUUAACUCUUUCUGUACACUUCUAGGAUUGUUCUUGAAGUGUUAUUAAUAAGAGAGCAGCAGGUUGCAUUUUGUUCAUGCUCAUUAGUAUGUGUUUGUAUCCUCAUUAUGCCAUGUCAGAUCUCUCCAGUGAGGAAUACGAGCAUGAAGAAUUUUUUUGAAAGUUCCUUUAUUUGUAGUUGUACAUUUCUAGGAUAUGAAAGUUCUUUCUGUAAUGAAAGAAGCAUUACAUGAAGUGGUACUGUCCAUGUCCUAUUCUCCAAGGUGCAGAGGACUGUUAGUUCCAAUGUACCAUAAACAAAAUCAGGGUUAUAAAAAGUUUGCUUAUAUAUGCGUUAAUCAUCUUGCUGGUAUACAAUCCUUACUCUUAAAUGCUGAAGGCAUAGAGGUGAAACUUUUUUUAUUCAAAUGCUACUCUAAAGGAUCUAAACAUGCCAAUUUUAGUGCUGACAAGUAUGUUGGGUAUUUAUUCUGUAAAGUGUACUCCUCUGUACCUGUAUCUAUUAGUUUGGUUUUUUGCAAAAAGUAAUUUAUCUGUGCUUCAGCGCCACCGUUAGGAGAAUGCUGGGAUUAUG
Haliaeetus leucocephalus (bald eagle) is the source of this 4175-nucleotide messenger RNA. RefSeq names its product synaptotagmin-like 2 (gene SYTL2). Gene Ontology annotation, molecular function: neurexin family protein binding; small GTPase binding. NCBI's taxonomy places the organism in Eukaryota, Metazoa, Chordata, Aves, Accipitriformes, Accipitridae. The transcript is spliced from 19 exons. The coding region runs from base 343 to 3246 and encodes 967 amino acids. The record is from RefSeq and is a predicted model, not a curated record. Gene Ontology annotation, cellular component: plasma membrane; exocytic vesicle. Gene Ontology annotation, biological process: exocytosis; intracellular protein transport.